AUGCAGACGGGGGAGGCUAUGAGCCCGCAGGAAUCCACGGCACCGGGGGCUGAGACCACGGCGGAGCAGAAGGCCCGGAAUCACAUGGAGCCCACGGCACCGCCGCUUCCUCCUCCUUCACCGCCACCUCCAGGGCCGCCAGAGUACCCGAGACCCAGGCUGGUGUUCCACACCCAGCUGGCUCACGGGAGCCCAACGGGCCGCAUCCAUGGAUUUACCAAUGUGAAGGAGCUGUACGCCAAGAUCGCGGAGGUUUUCAACAUCUCUCCUUCUGAGAUCCUGUUCUGCACCCUGAACUCCCACAAAGUGGACAUGCAAAAGCUGCUGGGAGGCCAAAUCGGACUGGAGGACUUCAUCUUCGCGCACGUCCGAGGAGAGACGAAGGAGGUGGAGGUGACCAAGACGGAGGACGCACUGGGCCUCACCAUCACAGACAAUGGGGCUGGAUAUGCAUUUAUAAAGAGGAUAAAGGAAGGCAGCACUAUCGACCGGCUGAAGUCAGUGUGUGUGGGCGACCACAUCGAGGCGAUCAAUGACCAGAGCAUCGUGGGCUGUCGACACUACGAGGUGGCCAAGAUGUUGAAAGAGCAACCUCGAGGUAUACCCUUCACUCUCCGCUUGGUGGAGCCCAAGAAAGCCUUCGACAUGAUAGGCAUGAGGACAAAGACCCCCAAAUCUACAGAGGGCAAGAUGGUGAACGGGAGGGAGACUCUGCGUCUGCGUUCCAAGGGUGCGGCCACAGUACAGGAAGUGCAGAAUGAGUUUGAAGAGCGAGCCACAAUGAAAGUGGACGACCUGCUGGAGAGCUACAUGGGCAUCAGAGAUUUGGAGCUGGCGACCACCAUUGUCGAAGCGGGCAAAGACAAGAAGAACCCGGACGACUUCGCCGAGGCUUUGGACUCAGUCCUGGGGGAUUUCGCUUUUCCAGACGUGUUCUUGUUUGACGUCUGGGGAGCAAUUGGCGAUGUUAAAAAUGGUCGGAUCUAAAGCGCCUCAGGGAACCAGCUAUUGGCAGACAGAGCACUCAUUCUUACACAGCAUUCCUACAAACCUGCCGUCUUCAAUAUGCAAUCGCUAGUUUGGUCAGGUCCGGGCAAAGUUAGCAAGACUGCAGGAGAGAAAACUGCCACGUUACUCUGUUAAACUGGCAUGGUGAUUGAGUGAAAUGUUCCAAACAUCUCCCCGAGCAAGACCCAACCCAGAUGUUUCAGAUAGAGGAAGUAAACGUCCGCUCCUUUUCAUCAUGUACUUCACAUCCUCAGCUUUGAUCUGUCUUCCGUCCAC
Synchiropus splendidus (mandarinfish) is the source of this 1284-nucleotide messenger RNA. RefSeq names its product GIPC PDZ domain containing family, member 3 (gene gipc3). The record is from RefSeq and is a predicted model, not a curated record. Gene Ontology annotation, molecular function: protein binding. Lineage: Eukaryota; Metazoa; Chordata; Actinopteri; Syngnathiformes; Callionymidae. The transcript has 6 exons. Bases 1 to 987 code for a protein of 328 amino acids.